Drosophila pseudoobscura is the source of this 672-nucleotide messenger RNA. RefSeq names its product protein Turandot Z-like. Bases 200 to 628 code for a protein of 142 amino acids. Lineage: Eukaryota; Metazoa; Arthropoda; Insecta; Diptera; Drosophilidae. The record is from RefSeq and is a predicted model, not a curated record. The transcript is spliced from 2 exons. Gene Ontology annotation, biological process: immune system process.
UGUGCAAAUGAACCUGCAAGUGACCCUCGCGUCGAACUUCAUCGGAAUUCAGGCUCAUCAAUUGAAUAUUUUUAUAUUGUUAUCAAUUCCGAGGAAAAUUGAGCUUCAUCGCAUGAUGGGAGGCUGCCUUUAAAAGAGCUACUAGUGCGGCCUCAAAUAUCAGUUUACUCCAAGUCUCCACGAGGAAGCAAAGUCAAAAAUGUCCCGUUUAAUCCACCUAAGCUGCGUUUUGGCUCUUCUAGUGUGCCUCGCAGGCACCAUCAGUGCUGGUCCGAUAGACGAUGAUCGUGCCCGCCUGAACCAGCUCCUGAGGAAUGCAGAACCUGCGGAUGAUGCCCAGCUGCUGGCGAAUAUCCAAACGGCUAUUGCGCUGUACAAGGAAUGUGUUCAUUGCGCAGCAGAUGAACAUCAGGUGGACGACGAUUUAGAUCGGGAAGUCAAGAAAUUUGAAGAUGAAAACAGGACGGUGGAGGGUUUGCCUGCUCAGGGGGGAUUUUGGUCAUGCAUUAGUGCGGCGGCAGAUAGUGUACCCGAUGAAGUCAAGGAUCAGGCUAAGGAACUUGCAAAAACAUCUGCCAAAGCUCUGUUCAGCAAACUAGUCGAUUACCUUAAGAAAAUGCUAAACUAAUGUAGUGGCAGUGUCAAUUUCUAAGAAUUACAAGAAAUUAUUUU